AUGAAUAGACAAUAAAUGCUAUCAAAGUAUAAAGAAAUAUUGUUACACUAUAUGGAUAAAGUUAGAAAGAAUAUUCCAAAAUAGUAUCCUUCUUUCAAAGACUUUUUAAACAAAAUGAUUGGUAUUUAUGGAGUUAAGAAAUUAAGAUCUUGUCAAAUAUGAAAGCCUCCCUUAAUUGGGAAAACAUAUGGUGGUUUUCAGAUUGACUUUCAAUAUGAGAUAAACCAAACUAACAUAAUUAACUUUAUCUAUAUUAUUUGUAAUCAAUUAAUCAUUGAAUCAACUAGAAAUUAGUUUCAAAUGGCUUUAUUGAUGGAAGAAUAGAAGACACUUCAUAAGAAUUCUAUACCGAAGAAUUUUCAGAACUUUUUAAUGAUUCUAAUUAUUAUAAAGGUCAAAAAAAAGUAUAUACAUCAUAUUUAUAAUAGACAAUCAUAGAUGCAUUAAUUAAUUCUGUUACAUCAUGUCUUCUUGAUAAGGAUGAGAUAAUUAUUCAAGGUCUAAAAUUGUUAGUUACAUUUGUUCUGAAUCCAUAUUGUUAUGUUACAUCACAAAAUCUCACAAGAAUUAUUAAAACUAUUAUCUUUUCUUACACUCGUACAGGUUCUAGAACAUAAAUUGUUGAUAGAAAUGCUAAAAAUAUGCUCUAUUAAAUUAUAAAUUAUACAUUCUAAGCUGUAGAAGGAGAAGUAAUAAAAUUCAUUAUCAAUUUAUUAGGUUUUCACUAUAUAAAGAAACAAACGUAAAAUGUCUAUCAAAGAAGAUUCACUCUAAAAAUUAACUCAAUUAAUUAUGCUAUAAUUAGUUGAUAUGGUAUCUUUAAAUAAAAGAUCACUUAAUUUCUCUCCUUAAUCUAACAUUCUAAAUGAAAAAUAACAACCAUCAGGUUAUUUUGGUUAUUGUAUAAUGUGUAGAAAAUAAGCUAAUCUUUAUUGUAAAGAUUAUAGAGUCCCAAUUUGUUCAUUCAUAUGCAAAAAAUAACAUUAAGAAUAUGUUGAACAAGUUUAAAAUACUUACAAUGGAGCAUUAAAAUAAUAUGAAGAAAAUCUUGACUGUGCUUUACAAUUAUAUGAUAGCUUAUGCAAUCUAUUACUUAAUAAAACUACUUUAUAAUAAGCUAAAAACUAAUAAAUCAUUCUUGAAUGUCUAUUGUAUAUUCUUGAAACUCCUGAUUUUAUAUUAAGUUAAAAUGAAAAAUUCAUUAAAAUAACUAAAGAGAGAUUAUGCAAUUAAUUAUUAAAAUAUUGUUUAGAAACAGAAAAAACUUUAUAUCAAUUUAGUUUCAGAAUAUUUUAACGAUUAGUUUGUAUCAUGAGAAAAAGUAUUAAACAUGAAAUAUCAAUCUUUAUUAACCAAAUUUAUUUGAAUAUACUUUUAAGUGCUAAUUCAAAUGUCUUACAUAAACAAACUGCUCUUGAGAGUCUAUGUAGUAUUUUAGAAAGACCAAAAAUUGGUUUGGAAUUUUAUAUAAAUUAUGAUUGUCAUACAAAACAUGAAUGUUUAAUGUCUAAAAUUAUUCAUACUUUCUAUGAAAUUAUUGUAAUUUCUAUUUAUUAAAAAGCAGAAUAUUAAAUUUAAACAUAAUCAGAAACUCUUUUAAAAAAUUUGGCUAUCAAAGCUAUGUCUUAUAUAAUUGAAGGUUUAAAUAAGGUAUUUGAUUAAUUUAUCAUUUCACCUUCUGAAGAGAUUGGAUCACCAUAAAUGGAUGAUUAAAAUACAAAUGUUAAUGAUAAUACAACUGUAAUGUAUAUAAAUCCUAUUGAAAUACAAAGAUAAUUGAAAUAAGAAAUUAUGAAAGGAUGUUAAAUAUUUUAAAAAAAUCCUGAUAAAGGAAUCAAAUAUUUAUUAGAUGCUCAAAUUAUUUAAAAUGAGUAAAUUUUGUUCAUUAAUUUAGUGCUAAAGAAAUUGCUAAGUUUUUCAGAGAAAAUUAGUAAUAAAUUAGUAAAAAUGCAAUUGGAGCAUUUUUAGGAGGACAUCAACAAUUAAAUAUUAAAGUUUUAAGUGAAUUUACUGAUAUUUUGAAAUUCAAAGAUUUAACUGUUGAAUAGGCAUUAAGAUAUUAUUUAGAUUAAUUUACAUUACCAGGAGAAGCAAUGCAAGUGGAUAGAGUAGUCUAAAAAUUCUCAGAUAGGUAUUACAAAGAAAAUCCAAAUUCAGCUUUUAAAUCUAGUGGAAGUAUAUAUACAUAUUGUUAUCUAUUGGUUAUGUUAUAGACAGACUUACAUAAUCCUUCAGUUGCAGAAAAAAUGAAAUUAAGUGAUUUUCAAAAGUUAGCUAAAUCUAUCAAUGAUGGUGAUGAUUUACCAUAAGAAUAUUUAAUUCAAACUUAUAAUUCUAUACUUAAAUAACCAUUAGCAGUACGAGAAAAAGAGAAAAAUCGUGUAUUUAUAAAAGAAUCUCUUACAUAAAAUAUAAGAAAGAAAUAGGAUUUAUUUUAAAGAGAAAAGGAAGCUUUAUUAAAAGAAGGAAGUGAGUUAAUUAAAACAAAAUAAGAUUCACAUGAAACUAUUUAUCAGAUUAUUAAUUAAGAUAUGGCUUAUUUAAUAAAACCAUUUUUAGAAUGUAUAGGAAAGUUUACAUUUGAAAUGUUUUUAUUUGUUUUUAAUAAUGAUUAGAUGGUAUAAGCUUCAAAUCAAUGUAUUUAGGGAUUAGUAUUAUUUAUUAAAUUAUGUUCUUUUUUUUCAAUUCCAUUAUAAGAUUACAUGAAUCCAUUAUUAAAGGCUACAAGACUUAAUCAAUUAAAUUAGAUAUCAAAUAAACAUAUCAAUUUAAUAAAAUAAAUUUUGCAAACUGUUCCUUUAAUUGGAAAUGGAUUAAGAGAGAAUGGAUGGAAAAGUAUUUUAACAAUGAUAAGUAGACUUGAUGAAAUGAGAAUGAUAUAAUAAUCUAAGGAUAAUUUUGAUGGAUUAAAUAUCAAUAUAUUACCUGAGUUAUUAUUGGAAUCAGAUCUAAUAGAUAAAAUAUUUGUGUAAUCAAAAUAAUUAGAUGAUGAAGCUAUAUAAGAAUUUAUCAAUGCUCUAUGUUAUAUGUCAAAACAAGAAAUUUAUCAAACUCAUCCACGCUUAUUUUGUCUUUAAAAAUUAGUUGAAGUAUGUGAUUACAAUAUGAAAAGGGUAAGUUUUGUAUGGACAAAGAUGUGGAAUAUAGUUAAAGAUCAUAUUAAUGAAGUAGCUGUAAAAGAAAAGAAAGUUGCAAUAUUUACUGUAGACUCACUUAAAUAAUUAAGCAUUAAAUUUCUUUAAAAGGAUGAGUUAUAUGACUUUUAAUUUUAAAGAGAUGUAUUAAAACCUUUCGAAACUAUAUUUUUAUAGUCUAAUUUAGAAGUCAAGGAAUUCAUACUCUCGUGUAUCAAUCAUAUAGUCUUAAAUCAUAAAAAUAAUAUUAGAUCUGGAUGGAGAAUGGUUUUUGGUUUAAUCACAUUGGGUUUAAAAGAGGAAAAUGAUAAAAUUUGUAAAAUUGCAUUUUAAAUUCUAUCAUAAAUUAUGGAACAUAAUCUUGAUUUAUUAUAAGAUGUUUUUAUUGAUCUUAUUCAGACUUUAAAGAUUUUAGCAGGCAAUAAUUAAGAAGAUAUGGCAUUGGCAUCUAUUGAUUUUACUAUGUUAUGUUUAGGUUAUUUAUCAAAGUAAGCAUAAAUAAUACCUAAAUUAAACUGGAAUGAAUUUGAAGAAUAAGAGGUUACUGUUAGAAAUGCAUCAACAGCAAUUUAACUUGAAAAGAUAUGGAUUCCUUUACUUGGAGUAUUAUCAUAAUUAGCAGGAGAUAAGAGAAACAAUAUAUAAGCAAAAUCAAUGGAAACCUUAUUUGAAUCAUUGUAAUAAUUUGGAUAUGCUUUCAGUACAGAAUUUUGGAAAAUGGUCUUUAGUACUGUACUUAGACCAAUUUUUGAUGAAAUUCAAUUUACAUUUUAAUAAAAUUAUACAAUGGCUAAUUCUAAUAAUGAUUGGUUUAAGAAUUCAUGUAAAAAGGGAUUUUCUUUUAUUAUUAAUUUGAUGAAACGAUACUUUUAGAAAUUAAGAGGGUUAUUACCUGAAUUUUUAAAAUUAUUUGAAAAUUGUAUACAAAAUUAAAAUGUUAAAUUAGCAAAAUAUAGUAUUCAUUCUGUAAAAAAUAUGACAAUUAAAAUUGGAAUGAUGUUUAUUGAAGAAGAAUGGGAAUAAAUUAUUUAAUUUAUUGAUAGAAUGAUUAGAUUAACUACACCUACAAAAUUAUCAAGUUUUGCCAAUUAAUCUUUAACUUCAAGUAGAAUGAGAAAUAUGAUAGAAGAUUGUUUUACUUAAUGUACUUCUUAAUUAUUAAUGAUCUAAAUAAGUAUAGAAAUAUUAUAACAUUUCAAUCAAAAAUUAAAUUUGAAAUAAUUAUUAACUAUUGAAAAUACAUUUCUAUACUCAUAUUAAUUUGCUUUUUAAUUUAAUUAAUAGAUUGAAUAAAGAUAUUUAAUAUGGAAGUAAGGAGUCUUACAAGAUAUGAAGUUCUUACCUGGUUUACUCAAAUAGGAAAGAGAAGCAUAUGGUUGUAUGAUCAUUAUUUAAAAAUACAAAUUAAAGAAUCAUAAUAUAUUUGAUAUUGAUUCUUUGAUUAUUCCAAUAGAUAUAUUUAUUAAAAAGUAUGAAAUGAUAAAAUAAAAUACAUUAUUAGAUGAAUAAGAUUAAUAAAUGUAAAAAUUAAGAAUUUAAGAAAUAGAAAGAGAAACUUAAAAUUAUAAAUAAUUAUUGGAUAUUUAUAUUUUACCUGCACUUUGUGAAUUAGAUGAUGAACAUGUAUAUUAAUUAGAAUAUUAAUUUUAGUUAAAAUAAAACAAUUAGUAAUUAUUUUAAAUUUUAUUAAAAACAAUGAAUUAUUCAAAUGACUUUAUUAUAUGUAAAGAAUGUAUUAGAUGUUAGAAAUGUAUGCAAUAAGAAUAGAACAAUUUAGAUCAAUAAAUUCUUUAAUUAGUUUAAAAAUUAUAUCAUUUGAAAUAAGUAAAUCUUUAGAAUAAAUGA
Messenger RNA from Paramecium pentaurelia, 4979 nucleotides. The record is from the annotation of a GenBank genome assembly. Lineage: Eukaryota; Ciliophora; Oligohymenophorea; Peniculida; Parameciidae.